Molecule: messenger RNA, 1080 nt
Organism: Daldinia childiae
Lineage: Eukaryota; Fungi; Ascomycota; Sordariomycetes; Xylariales; Hypoxylaceae
Product: Checkpoint protein hus1
Exons: 4
Coding region: 1-1080 (359 amino acids)
Biological process (GO): double-strand break repair via homologous recombination; mitotic intra-S DNA damage checkpoint signaling; telomere maintenance
Cellular component (GO): checkpoint clamp complex; nucleolus; site of double-strand break
Source: RefSeq, a predicted model, not a curated record
AUGAGGUUCAGAUCGGAUCUCAAGAACACGCGCACAUUCUCGAAAUUGGUGGCCGCUCUUUCGUCCCUCGAGAAGAUCGCCUGGCUGCGUCUUGACGAUGAUACCGUUCGCUUCACGGUAAUCCCGGAUACCGGGUCGCAAGUUUGGGCCUCGUUUUCGCUGGACUUCAUCUUCGACAACUAUGCACUCCAAUCCGCCGAACCGAACAAUACCAUCAACCUCGAACUACCCCUAGGACCUCUCCAGCGCGCCCUCAAGUCCGCUCUAAAUGGCGUCUCAGCGUCGAUCCGCCUGACCAAGAAAGACGGUAUACCCGUACUAUCGAUGACAAUCACCACCACUGCCGCACCGACCAAGGAACCCCAGGGCGUAGCUCGUCUCGGCGCUAUAGGCGCUAACCCCGGCGUCGGGAGCCGAGAUAACUAUGACGACGAAGACGGAGUCUUCGCCCACGAACCCCUCGAGACAAGCUUACACCGCGAGCGCGAAAAAAUCGUCACGCAGGACAUCCCCGUGCGAGUCCUGCACCCCGACACCGUGGAAACCAUCAUGCAGCCCAAAGUCCGCGAACCCGACGUCCACAUCCAACUCCCCCCAUUACUCCAGCUAAAAGCAAUCUCCGACCGCUUCACCAAGCUAGCCCUAGCCUCCCGCGCCUCCACAUCCUCCAACACAGCAGCAGCAGCAGUAGCGCCAUCGUCAUCCUACUCGCCCAAGCUCGAGCUCAGCGCCAACAUGCACGGCGGCCUGCGCCUGCGUCUCGACACCGACACCCUCGACGUCGAGAGCCGGUGGUCCGGGCUCGAGAACCCGGAGCUGGACCCCGCGCAGCUGCCGUGCGCGCUCGAGGACCACCCCAGCACCCGGUUCCGCGAGGCGGGGCCCGACAAGUGGGCGACGGUGCGGGUGGAUGGUAAGGAUUGGAGUAAGGUGCUAAGUGUGGGACGUCUGGAGGGACGCGUUAUUGCGUGUUUUGCGGAUGAUCAUGCGUUGAUUAUGUAUGUGUACGUGCCGCAGUAUGAUGAUACGGGGGCGGAGGACUCGGUUGUUACGUACUAUGUGUCUUCGUAUAGCGUGUGA